AAAAAGCGCAAAAUGAAGUAAAAAAAUGUCUAAAUUUCUUAGUUUAAGUAUUGGACUUUUAUUAUCAUUAUUUUGCCAGGUAGCAUGUGCAGAGCCGGAAUUAAGUGCAAAAAAAGUGUAUCAACUGCUGUCAAUGCAACUAUCCAAUGUUGUUCGUGAAACAAUAAUCUAAAAUCUGAGCUUCAGGAAACUAAGGCAGUUGUUGGUAGACUCGAGAACAAAAUCGAAAGUAUGGAAGAGAAUAUAUCACUUAUGGCAAGUAAAGCGGCAAGCUAUGAAGAAGAAAAUUCAAAAGCUCUGUUAAAUGAAAAGAUCCAGUCUUUAGAAAAAUUAUCUGCGUCUCGGCUUCAAAAGAAAUUUAAGACAGAAGCAAUUAUAUUGCGGAAAAUGCUAGUUAGCGAGAAGUCACAUAUGAAAGAAAAAUUAAUGGCAUUUGAACAAAAGUUCAAAAGUUUCCAAUCGGAACUAGUAAAUAAUAUAAAUGUAGUUAAUACCACAGUUGACAGUUUAGAAAAUUCAAUUUUCGAACAAAACCUCAUGCUAGUAGCAGUAAUGAACAAACUCCAAAGUCAAUUAAAUGAAACAGACCUUCUCAUGCAAAAAAUGAAUAUAGAUUUAGAAAAUAAACUAAUAGAAUCGGACGCUAGAAUAAAAGAUGGGAACAUGGAAUUAGCUGAAAAUAUCAAUGAAGUUGACCAGCGUCUAAUCGCUGCCAAGUCAAAUUUGCAAAGUACAUACAAUGGGCUAAACAAACGGCUCAAUAGCGCAGAGAGUCAACUUCGAUCAGUCUUGUCAAAGCAAGACAGACAGGAAGACACAUUUUCUAAUCAGAUCAGUACUUUAAGCAGCCGAAUCCCUGUGGAAGAAGCCAGAAAGGUUGCAUUUUCAGCUAUACUUACGAAGAAACAAAGCUAUUAUGUCAAGAACGAAAGAAUAGUGUUUGAUCACGUGAUAUAUAGUCACGGCGGAGGAUACAGCGCCUCAACGGGGAUAUUUACAGCGCCAAAAUCAGGAACGUAUUUGUUUACUUAUAAUAUACAAUCAUCAGUUUUAGGCGACGCACAUGUUGUUUUGAAAGUGAAUUGGUUCACCACAACUAGCGUCGUUGUAGACAAAGGUGCAGAUAAUAAUAGCGGAAACUCAGGGAUAGGUUACGUUCGGAAAGGUGAAAAGGUUUGGCUAGCGACUGCUAGCUCAGAUAGUGUGUUUUUCAUUUCGCCUUACAGGACAACCGUUAAUGGCAUCUUGAUUGAUUAAAAUAAAGUACCAUGAAUUGCCAUAUAAAAAGCAUGAUCAAAUGUAAUAUGAUUAUAUAUUCCUUCUGACUAAAGUUCGUAUCCUCUUUUGUUUUAUUUUUAGUAUAGCAGGAGCUGAUUUUAAUCACAUUGUUAUGAUAGAUUUGCAAUGCAGUCUCGGAAAUUGUUUAAUUAUUUGAUUUUAUUUGAUUUGAAGUUAAUCCCUUUGAAAACCAAAUUGUUGUUCCAUUUAAAUGCAAAUAAACAUACAAAUAUUAGUUUUGGCCGUCUUUCAUGUGAGCAAAGUAAUUCAUAUUCUUAUAAGUAUUGGUUCACGCAGAUUUAAUUUAAAUUAGUGGAUGAAAUUACAUUUAUCCAAGGAAAUUGAUCAAUUUCUCAAAAUUCUAAUACAUCUAAUUCAUUCUAUCAGCACAAAUUUGUCAUUUAAUACUGUCUUUUUAAAUAACUUAUACUUGCAUUGUUUAAAGAUUUAAAACAUUAUUUCAACCACUAUGGUUAGUGUUUGUAAAACCAACUUUAAUUCCAUUUAUCUUUUGCACGACUGCAUCACGUCAGACACCUUUGUUCCCAUUAAUAUUGACUUACAAACAU
Molecule: messenger RNA, 1847 nt
Organism: Ruditapes philippinarum (Manila clam)
Lineage: Eukaryota; Metazoa; Mollusca; Bivalvia; Venerida; Veneridae
Product: myosin heavy chain, fast skeletal muscle-like
Exons: 3
Coding region: 232-1257 (341 amino acids)
Molecular function (GO): protein binding
Source: RefSeq, a predicted model, not a curated record